Messenger RNA from Procambarus clarkii (red swamp crayfish), 614 nucleotides. The record is from RefSeq and is a predicted model, not a curated record. Lineage: Eukaryota; Metazoa; Arthropoda; Malacostraca; Decapoda; Cambaridae.
UCACUAAAAGCGAACCAUUUUUUCCUAUUAUUGCAGAGAACACGACGAGCGAUGACUGGAACUACACGUUGCCUAACUUGCUGGAAUACCUGGAUGGCUUGCUGGAUAGCGGCAGCGGCCAGGGGCGUCCAAUCCUCCAAGACCCCAGCAAGACCACGGACACCCCAGCUACCACACUAUGGGCAACUGUGGGGAACACCCCUCCUACUACGCCCGCGCCUAUCAACAAACCCAUCUUCCCCCUUAAUUUUACCUUGAGGACGACUAUGGAGUCGCUCUUGAAGACCCCUCCAGCCAAUGUGACGGUAAUGGAGUCUCUAACAGGGACCGUGCUGAAUGCUGAGGCUGGCAUGAGCACAAUGGGAAUGCUGAGUCCCUCAGCUCCUCCAGACCUCUUCCUCAGCAGUAAUGACUCGUUGGUCACCCUCGACGACAGCUUCUGGCUAGGGGUCAACGACUCCAUGAACGGGAGUCGGGUCUUCGGGAACGACACGACCGAAGGGCCUCUGGUUGACACGGUCGGAAUGGUCAUUACUUCCGUCAUCCUUGGCAUCAUGAUCCUCACCACGGUCAUAGGUGAGUCACUUUCAUUCACGUAGGUGAGUACGUCGCUU